UUACUCCUAAAACAUUACAUCGAAAAAUUAAGAGUCGAUUGUUUAGUUGUAAAAAAUAGUAGUUUUAUUAAUUAUUAAAAGGUUUAUUUCGGUGUAUUCCCGUGCUUUUUGAUUCUCUCCAUGACUGAGUUAAAUGUCGUGACAGUCUUCUUCUUAUUUGAUAAAGUUUUAGGUGUUCUAUUAACUGUAAAACUACUUGGCUCGUCUUCAAAAUCAAAUUCCAUAUUCUUUGUUUGUCCACUGUGAAAAGUGAGUGAAAUUAAUAUAAAAUUUUAAUAUAUAUUUAUAGCUUAAUUAAACAAGUACCUUUCUUUAGGCUGUGUUUCGAAAACUGGAGUGACUUUUUCUUCAACUUUUUGUUGAAUAUUCUUUCGUCCUGGACAUUUCCAAUCUAGUUCUAUAAAACUGUGUGUCUCAAGAUCUACUUUUAAUUAAAGUACAAAAAAUAAGAAAACAUGAAUUCUCAAAAUCCUAAAAUUCAAAAGCCGGCAAAUCCCGUAGAAAAGGCUUCGAGGAUUAGCAAAAUGUCAUUUUGGUGGAUGAAAGAUUUAUACAGAAUGGGAUUGACAAGAGACAUAACAGAGGAUGAUGUCUAUAAAAAUCUUGAUCAUCACGGCAGUGAUAGAAUCGCAAAAAAAUUCACAAAAAUUUGGAAUGAAGAGCUGGAGAAAAAGAACCCUAGUACUUUAAGAAUGAUGUGCAAGGCUUAUGGUGCACCUGUGAUUAUUAUUGGAAUGUUAUUUUCAAUUAGUGAAACAAUAUUUAGAUGUGCUCAACCAUUACUUCUCGGCGAGCUUUUAACAAAUUUCUCCGAUGAAACUGCAACAAAAGAAUCUUCAUAUAUUUAUGCCACUGGAAUUGUACUUUGUUCACUACUUCCUGUUUUAACAUUUCAUCCUUUUAUCUACUAUAUUUUUGAAGUUGGAAUGAAACUCAGAGUGGGAUGUUCAAGAUUAGUUUAUGAUAAGAUUCUAAGGAUAACAAAAUCAGCUCAAGAAGACGGACUUCAUGGGAAAGUUAUAAAUUUAUUAUCGAAUGACUUUGCGAAAUUCGAUCUUGCACUUGCAUUUCUUCAUGAUCUUUGGAAAGGACCAUUCGAGACGAUCUUGCUUGGAUUCUUAAUUUAUCGAGAAGUUGGGAUAUCUGGUGUGAUUGGAAUAGUUUUUAUUUUGUCCUUCAUUCCUAUUCAAUCUUAUAUUGGAAGAAAAGCAGCACAUUUUCGUAAUCAGACAACAAAGCGAACAGAUGUGCGAGUAAGAUUAAUGAAUGAAAUCAUAAAUGGUAUUCAAGUAAUCAAGAUGUACUCAUGGCAAGAGAAUUUCGCUCAAGUUAUAGACAAAGUUAGAAAGAAGGAAAUGUCAGCAGUCAAAGGAAGCAACUAUAUAUUGGCACUUUUAUAUACUCUUUGGGCAGUUGCUAGAGUUUCAUUAUUCCUUACUCUUAUUACUUACAUUUAUUCUGGAAAUGUGUUAACUGCACGAAAAGUAUUUAUACUAACUGCUUACUACAAUAUUUUGAAUAUGUCUAUGGUACAUUUUUGGCCAUUAGCUAUUACUUUCUGCGCAGAAGGAUAUGUCUCUUCAAAACGAUUGCGGGAAUUUCUUUUGAUGUCUGAGACUAAGAAGAAGCCAUUAUUGAUUAUGGAAUCCAAAGAAAAAGAUGAAUUAAAGAAAGAUGGAAUGUCACAUCAUCGUAUUCAUCAUGAGAUUUCUUGCGAUUCACAGAAAGCUAUAAUUUUAAGAGAUGUAACAGCAAAUUGGAUUAGUACAGAUUUAGAAAUAACCACAGGACUUAAUUCUUUAAACUAUGCAUUUAAAAAAGGAAAUACAUAUGCUCUUAUUGGAACUGUGGGUUCCGGAAAGUCAUCAUUUCUACAAGCCAUUCUUGGCGAACUUGAAAUUGAUUCUGGGUCUUUAGAAAUUUUCGGUACAUUAAGUUAUUCGAAUCAAGAAGCUUUUCUUUUUGAAGGAACUGUCCGUAAUAAUAUUUUAUUUACUGAAGAGUUUGAUGAGAAAAAAUAUUCAAAAGUGAUUGCUGCAUGUGGAUUAUCUAAAGACUUUGAGCAAUUAGAAAGUGGAGAUCAAACGUUUGUUGGAGAAAAGGGAGUGUCAUUAAGUGGUGGACAAAAGGCUCGAAUUAAUUUAGCACGUGCUAUAUAUAAAGAAGCUGAUAUUUACCUUCUGGAUGACCCAUUAAGUGCUGUAGAUAGUGAUGUGGGAAAUACUAUUUUCUACGAGUGUGUAAUUAAUUACUUGAAAGAUAAAACGGUGCUUCUUGUGACACAUCAAUUACAAUAUCUUCAUCAAAUCGAAGAUAUUUUGGUUCUUGCAGAAGGUCAAAUUAGAGCGAGUGGGUCAUAUGAGGAAUUAAAGGAUAAAGAAAUUGCAAGUUUACUACCAGUUGAAAAAUCAAAUGCUCAAGAAAAAGAUGUUGAUGAAAAUUUUAAGGAACUUACAAAGCAUAUUAAUGUCAAAAAAGAAGACGAACCAGAACCAUAUAGCGAAAAGGAGACACAAGCGGUUGGAAAAGUGAGAUUAGAAGUAUACAAAAAGUACCUAAAGUCAGUACAAAACAUUCCUUUAGUGAUUUUCGUCUUAUUCCUUCGUGUACUUAAUCAAUCCAUUGCAUCAUUUAUUGACUAUUUUGUUGCUCAAUGGGUUAAUUGGGAGGAGUCUGUUGCUAAUCAUUCUAAUAGUUCUGUAAGCAUUAAUGAUACUGUGAUAUUAAAUGCGGAUUUAGACGAUAUAAAUCAAACGAGACAGAUGUUUAUUAAUAUCUAUAUUGGAAUCAUUUGCAUCUUCAUUUUCGUUAUACUAAAUGCUGAAUUUUCCUUCUUUUAUUCGCUUUUAAGAGCUUCAAUUAAUUUACACAAUUCAAUGUUUCGAGGACUAGUCAACACAUAUAUUCAAUUUUACAAUCAAAAUAGUUCAGGUAGAAUUCUUAACCGAUUUUCGAAAGAUAUUGGGUCCAUUGACACACAACUACCAAACUGUCUUUUUGAAUGCAUUUGCUUUGUCCUUGAAUUUUUCGCAAUAAUGAUUCUAGUAUCACUUGUCAACAUCUACUUCACCAUUCCAACUUUAAUACUGACAGUUUUUCUGGUGGUUUUUAGACAAAUCUACGUGAAUACUUCCAGAAAUAUAAAGAGGGUUGAAAGUAUUACUAAAUCUCCCAUUUUUGCACACACAAAUGCCACUUUACAAGGAUUAAGCACAAUUCGAGCUUUGAAAGCUCAAAACGCCGUGACAUCCAAUUUCAAUUCUUACAUUGAUACAAACACUUCGGCAUGGUUUAUGUUUUGGACGGCAACAAGAGCUUUUGCUUUUUGGCUUGAUAUGGUCUGUGUAAUUUAUAUUGCCGUUGUUACUUUUACUUUCAUUGAAAUGGAUCAGAGUAAUUUACCUGGCGGGAACGUAGGACUUGCAAUAACACAAAUUAUUGGCAUCAUAGGAAUGACUCAAUGGGGAAUAAGGCAAACAAGUGAAUUAGAAAAUCAAAUGGUUUGCGUGGAGAGAGUUUUAGAAUAUGCAAACUUACCAUCUGAAGUCAGAGAUAAAAAACCACCACCUAGAAAUUGGCCUACAGAUGGAGAAGUUGAGUUUGAAAAUGUUUCACUUUAUUACAAGAAUGAAGAAUGUAAAGCUGUAAUCAAUAAAGUCAACUUUAAGAUAAUGCCUCGAGAAAAAGUAGGAAUUGUAGGUAGAACGGGUUCAGGGAAAUCAUCGAUUAUACAAGCAUUAUUCCGAAUGACAAGAAUUGAGGGAAGUGUUAAAAUCGAUGGAAUUGACACUCAGCACAUUAACCUUUGUGAAUUACGUAGAAAUGUAUCUAUUAUUCCACAAGAUCCAGUUUUAUUCUCCGGAUCUUUGAGAUUUAAUUUGGAUGCUUUUAAUGAAAAUACUGACGAUGCAAUUUGGAAAGUUCUUGAGCUUGUUGAAUUAAAAGAGACAAUAAAGUCAUUGGCAGGUGGAUUAGAAACUAAAAUAUCUGAUGGUGGAAGUAAUUUUUCUGUUGGUCAAAGACAACUCAUUUGUCUUGCACGUGCCUUGCUAAGAAAAAACAAAGUUCUAGUGUUGGAUGAAGCCACAGCAAAUGUGGAUUUUGAAACAGAUAGAUUGAUUCAAAAGACUAUUACUGAAGAGUUUGCUGACUGUACUGUCCUUACAAUUGCUCAUCGUCUUCAUACAGUAAUAAAUUCGGAUAAAAUUAUAGUUAUGGAAAAUGGCCACUUAGUUGAAUGUGGCAAUCCUCAUCUCUUACUUAAAAAUGAACAUGGAUACUUACGAAAACUAGUUAAUCAAACUUCUUUGUCAUUGCUCGAUGAAGCAGAAAGACACUAUCAUUUAAAAGCAGAUGAAAAUAGCCUUAAAAAAAUUAACUAGGUUCCAACGUUAAUUAAAAAUUAAAUAGGUUUAUACUUAAUAAGACAUAAAGUGCAAAAUUUGUUAAAAUUUACUUAGUAAAAACAUUGAAUUUCAAAGCAUAUACUUUUUAUGCAUAUCACUUACUUAAAAUUUGCCUUCCAUAGUUAAGGAGAAUAGUACUUAAAACUUUGUAAUAAAAACUGCC
Messenger RNA from Chironomus riparius, 4569 nucleotides. NCBI's taxonomy places the organism in Eukaryota, Metazoa, Arthropoda, Insecta, Diptera, Chironomidae. The record is from the annotation of a GenBank genome assembly.